Molecule: messenger RNA, 611 nt
Organism: Periophthalmus magnuspinnatus
Lineage: Eukaryota; Metazoa; Chordata; Actinopteri; Gobiiformes; Gobiidae
Product: CD209 antigen-like protein D
Exons: 6
Coding region: 66-611 (181 amino acids)
Source: RefSeq, a predicted model, not a curated record
CUGAAGACACACUUGAGUGUGUCCAAAAGGAUGAAACAUCAUUUAGAACCAGAUCCAGAGGAACCAUGAGAACCAACGCUGCAGACACAGGAGGAAGAGCGAUCAGACUGGUCAUCGUCAGCUUCGGAGUCCUGUGCAUGCUACAAGCGUCUCUCAAUGUCGGUCUACGUCUAUUCCUCAACAUGAGUCACCAAAACCUGUCUGAAGAAAGAGAUGAGCUACACAAAAUGUAUUCACAUAACGUAAAUGAGAACGUCUCAUACUUCAGAGGAAGCUUCUAUUAUGCUUCCGAGAUGAAGCGUACCUGGGAGGAGAGCAGGAGCUACUGUCAGGAACACGGGGCUGAUCUCAUUGUCAUUAACAGCAAAGAGGAGCAGGAGUUUGUUAAAAUAUUUCCAGGUCGCUUAUGGAUUGGAUUGAGUGAUCGUGAGACUGAAGGAGUUUGGAAAUGGGUGGAUGGAUCCCCACUCACUAUAAGUUCUUGGAUGUCUGGAGAACCAAAUGAUGGUAAUGAUAAUGAAGAUUGCAUUGGAAUUCUGGCUAUUACUAGAAAAUGGAAUGAUUUGCCCUGUGAUAAAAAAGAGCCGUGUCUUUGUGAACUGAAAUUUUGA